UUCAGCCAGAGUCAGCCAGUCACAAUAGUGCGUGCGGGCGAACUAAACGCGCGCUGUUGGCGCGAAAACUUUGACGUUUCUGGCUGUAUACGUUCGUGAUCUGUGCCUCUUUUCGUAUGUGACUUUUUUAUUGGGUUAUUUAUUUUUUUAAUUGUGGUGUCAUAGUGUCGUUUUGGAUAAUAUUAGUUUCCAAGAGAGGACGAGUAGGACUCCAAAUAUUUGAUACGGACAACAUCGAGCAAUAUGUGGGUCCGGUUGUGGUUGGCCUUCGGUAUCUGUGCUGUAUCAGUACGGUCACAACCCGCGAAUACGCAAGUGACACAAGAUGGCGCCGCAUUCGGCUGGGGUUGGCAGUUGUCGCCGCUGGGGCAGGCUUCCACCAUUGGACAUUAUUACGUUAAACUACCACAGUCUGAGCAGCAAGUGAGGUACGGGCCCAGUGGUGGCUACCAAGCUGGACCCGCUGGGAACAAUCACGCUCACUCCGCUAGUGUAGUGCAGCAAGCAGGAGAUUUAAGCCAGCAGGCACAAAAUCUCUACUUGCAAAGACCGAACGUGACCCAGGUACCAGCGCCGCCAGCAUCCAACCAGCAGCCAGUGGACAUCUAUCUCCUGCAGCAACAGUACAACCCGGUGCUCCCCACCCCCACCUACGACCACAACCAGCUACGGUACAACGACCCCCAGAGGGACCACUCGAACCCUCUUCCGCAAGAGGACUCCAACGAGUAUCACCCCCAAGUCCUACAAGUCUUCAAAAACCACAAUUGUUCUAACCAAGACUCAUCCGAUGAAUUACAAAAUGAUCUGGAUAAAUCUAAACAGUUAUUCGAUGAAGUCCCUUCCUAUGACAUUCAUGAUAUUAAUAAUUUUGGAGCCACAAAUGCUCCUAGUACAUUUUACAGAGGUACUGUGAAGUUCAGGGUUGAAACUCCACGUGAUAACGCUCGCAGUGAACGAUUUUACUACACAACCGCUGAGACUCCUUCUACAGCGCCAACAGAAAACGCAACUCAAGUCGGUAUUGAUAAACUAGUCGCCUCUACCCAAGACCUCAUUUCUAAUGAAGAUCUAAUAUUCAUCAAUCACGCUGCAGAAAAACAUGUGAAUGAUCAAUCGGAUGAAAUAAUCAAACCACGCGCACGAUUUUAUGUGAGAAAUAAUGGGAAUACUAAUUCUAAACAUAUUACUAUAAAAGCUAAAAUCGAGAACAUACUUAAAAGCGAAGUCGAACAUUUAGAAGACGAUCAAAAGAAAGAAAAUGUCUUACGUUCCAAUUCUAACAAGUAUGACUUUGCAACUCCUAUUGUUGUACAAGACAAUUCUUAUAGCAACUUCAAAGACCAGAUAGUUGACAAUCUCGUAUCUACAAUGGUUCCUUACAUGGAAGAUGGUUACCAAAUAGUAGGAGUGAGCGAUACUUCCAGGGAAGCUUACACAGAUGAUAGCAAAGCUGAGGACGAUGCGUUAGUUACAGUUACUCCAAGACCUGUGAACCAGAACUAUCUCGCACCAAUCACUGUAGCACUGAGACUAUUGAACGCUAACGACACGGAAUCCUUUAACACCUUAGAAGACCAUGAAGCAUCAGACAGUGAAUUAGUAUCAGAUACAGUACAGAGCCCACCUAAAGAAAAAACUAUAGUUGAAAUACAAGAAUCCAUUCCAGUAGAAAUAACUCAUAUAAACGAUGUAGAAGUACAUGAGUAUGUAGAUUUCGAUGAAGGCCGAAGCAAUAACAAGGGAUCUUAUGAUGUGGCGAAGAAUAUAUAUAACACGUACGUUGAUGCUCUAAAAUCAUCUAAAAAGAUUCAGGAUCAGAUGAGUAAGUUGCUUUAUAAAUAUGGUGCGACGAAAGAUAAUAGUCAGGAGAAUAAUGACAAAGAUGAAGGACAGAAAGAGCCGUUGGAAUCGAGUGAAAAUAUGCAAUCCCAAGUCGAAGUCAGACCUAAUGAUGAAAACGUUCAAAGAAGUGAACAGUAUCAGUAUUACGAGUAUGGCAACGGCAAUUCCAAGAUAAUCCAACCUAUUAUUAUAGAAAAAGAGGUGCCUAUAACUAAAUUCGUUGAUAGAUUCAUUGAGAAAAAGGUACCGUAUCCACAGCGUGUGGAAGUCAAAGUACCAGUCGAUAGGCCUGUACCUGUGGAGGUACCCGUGGAGAAAAUUGUUGAAAAACCCGUCGAAGUAACUAAGUAUGUUGAUAAGCCCUACCCGGUUGAGGUCCCUAGACCUUAUCCCGUUGAAGUUAAGGUUCCUUAUCCUGUAGAACAAAAGGUGUAUGUUGAUCGCCCCGUACAUAUUCCUUACCCAGUGGAAAAGGUGGUUGAGAAGCAAAUAUUACACCCGGUUCCCAUACCCACUCCAGUUGGCAUACCCUAUGAAAUCCAAGUACCUGUUGAACAUAAAAUAUUAUUCCCAAUCCCAUUUGAUAGGCCCGUACCAGUCCCGGUAGAAAUCGAGAAACCGGUUGAAAGAAUAGUCAAUAAAGAAGUUCCUGUACCUUACACGGUUGAAAAACGUGUACCAUACCCAGUUCACUAUGAAACCAGAGUUCCUGUCCCAUACCCGGUUGAGAAAAGAAUCCCAGUGCCGGUUGAAAAGAUUGUUGAAAAACCGGUUACAAUAACCAAGUAUGUAGACAAGCCCAUUCAUAUCCAAGUGCCUGUACCUCAGCCGGUUCCCGUGCCAGUACAUGUUCCCCAACCUUAUCCGGUCGAAAGAAUAGUCGAGAAAAAGGUUCCUUACCCGGUCCACGUAGACAGAAUAGUGGAAAAGAAAGUACCAGUCGAAGUUCCCUACCCAGUCGAAAAAGUUGUGGAGAAAAUUGUGGAAAAACCGGUUGUGGUAACCAAAUAUGUUGACAAACCUUACCCAGUAGAGAAGAAAGUGCCGUAUCCAGUCGAAAAAAUCGUCGAGAAGAAAGUUCCCUACCCGGUCCAAGUCCCGUAUGAAGUUAAAGUACCUUACCCGGUUGAGAAGAUCGUUGAAAAACCGGUUCACGUACCAAUACCUGUAUACCGUUAUGGGUAUAAUAACCAGGGAAGUGAAUCUCGGAACAACGCUCAAACCGCUCAAGCUCAAACUCAGUACAAUACAAACGAAAGAAAUAAGAAAGCUCCAAUAUUUAUUACUCAGUUUUACCACCAGCUUCUAAAAGAGAAACAGAGACAGACUAUUCCCUUACAUUCAGUCCAUUGGGGCAACCAAUACGCGUCUUCCUACCAGUACAUAAACAACACUUCAGGAAAUAAAUUGGAAGAAAAGAAACCUAACCCAUUAUCGAGUUACUUAUCUUAUUUAACAAAUGGACAAAGUAAAUCGAAUCAGUACUAUGGUCCUGUGCCAAUGAAAAACCAAGAUGAUUGGUGGCAGAACAAUAAAGAUUAUGUUGUUGAAGUCAAAAUGAGGAGGGCGGAUCGUGAACCAAGGCUUAGUAAGUUAAGGAUUGAGUACGGAGGGUUCAGACCUCCCCUAAUACCUAGCACUGAGGUCGACUUAGACGGUAUGCCCAUUCAUAAGGAAUCGUAAACGUGAUAUAGAUUGUAGAUUGUGAGAUUGUCAUGAAGAAAUGUCAGGCUCAAAAUGUUCCAAAAGUUGCAAUCGGAAAUUAUUUUGCCGUGAGAGUAAAAAAUAAGUUGGUUAGCCCGCCAUUUUUUGUUGUGUACCAUUAUUUAAUUAUCUGUGGUCUGUGCUGUUACGAACAAAAUUUUGUUUCUACUAAAAUACUAAGUUCUUUAUCAUUAAAUCGAUGCAUUUUGGCCAAAAGAGCGACAUUUUUGCGGCAUAGUAUUAAACAAAGUCGAUUUCUCUGUCCCUAUGUCCCUUUGUAUGCUUCAAGCUUUAAAACUAGACAACGGGUUUUGAUGCGAUAGAGUGAUUCAAAAGGAAGGUUUUUAUGAACAAUAGGUACUUGCGUAAUAUAUCACCAUUGCACCCAUGCGAAGCUGGGGCGGGUCGCUAGUAGAGUUAUAAACAUUAUUCAAUGAAGAAAAAUAAGCUAAUUCAAAAUAUGUAUAGGUACAACUGUAAAUCGCAAAAACCUGUUGCUGAUUGCCUCUUUUGGUCGGAAAGCAUCGAAAUUGUAAUUUAUUGUUCUAAAUACAGCCAAGAUUGAAUGAUUCUGAUUCAAUUCCCUAUUAAAAAUGGUGAGUACGAAAUAGAACUUGUCGAAAACACGAAAUGAUUGCAUAAUACAAUGCAAUGGUUAGCUUUAAGUAAUUCUAGACUAGACCUAAUUGAACCUUUAUGUAAAAAUUACUUAAUUUAUUUGUUAGGAAUGUUUUAAUUUUCAGUAUUUCGUUAGUUUUUAAAUGUGUGUCAUAAUUUUAGUACUUAACUUACUUUACUUAUAUUGUAAAGUUACUUAUUAUUUCUAUGAAUACAUACUCAGUAAUUAAUUUCCUUUUUUGUAUCUAAUUUAAGUUGAUUUAAAUGCCCAAUGAGAUUACCUAUUUGAAAUGUCAACUUUACGCAUUUUUUAUAAGUUUUAUUUUAUCUUAUGAUAACUAUAAAUCGAAAUAGUACCUUAUCCUUUACUGAAAUUAUUUAUUGUAUUUUAGUUUGUAAGUAAGCUCAAUGUAAAUAUUAUGGAUUAGGAUUGUUGAUUAUUUGAAAAAUUAAACGAUAAAGUAAUUGAA
Messenger RNA from Spodoptera frugiperda (fall armyworm), 4637 nucleotides. RefSeq lists its product as uncharacterized. Lineage: Eukaryota; Metazoa; Arthropoda; Insecta; Lepidoptera; Noctuidae. The coding region runs from base 244 to 3528 and encodes 1094 amino acids. The transcript has 6 exons. The record is from RefSeq and is a predicted model, not a curated record.